AUGGGUUUCUUGUUCGCCGCCAGGGGCUGCGUUGUCGCUGCCGCUCUCCUCUGGCUCUGUGUGAUCCUUCCAUGCCACGCGAAGCUCUCCACCAGGUUCUACGCCAGGACGUGCCCGAACGUGGAGGCCAUCGUGCGGUCGGUGAUGGCGCCGGCCGUCGCCGCGGAGCCGCGGAUGGGCGCCUCCAUCAUUCGGCUCUUCUUCCACGACUGCUUCGUCAACGGAUGUGACGCGUCGAUCCUCCUGGACGACACGCCGACCUUCACCGGCGAGAAGAACGCCGGCGCGAAUGUCAACUCUGUGCGCGGGUACGAGGUGAUCGACGCCAUCAAGGCGCGCGUCGAGGCGGCCUGCAAGGCCACCGUGUCCUGCGCCGACAUCGUCGCGUUGGCAGCCCGCGAUGCCGUCAACCUGCUCAGGGGCCCGACGUGGAACGUGCCGCUGGGCCGGAAGGACUCGCGCACGGCGACCCAGAGCGCCGCCAACGCGAACCUCCCGGGCCCCGGCUCCAGCGCCGCGUCCCUCGUCUCCGCGUUCGCGGCCAAGGGGCUCUCGGCGCGCGAGAUGACGGCGCUGUCCGGCGCGCACACCGUGGGGCGGGCGCGCUGCCUCCUCUUCCGCGGGCGCAUCUACGGGGAGACCAACAUCAACGCCACCUUCGCGGCGGCGCGGCAGCGGACGUGCCCACAGGCCGGCGGGGACGGCAACCUCGCGCCGUUCGACGACCGGACGCCGGACACGUUCGACAACGCCUACUACACGAACCUGGUGGCGCGGCGCGGCCUGCUGCACUCGGACCAGGAGCUGUUCAACGGCGGGUCGCAGGACGCCCUGGUGAGGAAGUACAGCGGCAACGGCAAGAUAUUCGCCGGCGACUUCGCCAAGGCCAUGGUCAAGAUGGGUGGCCUCAUGCCGGCCUCCGGGACGCCGACGGAGGUCAGGCUGAACUGCAGGAAGGUUAACUAA
Messenger RNA from Triticum turgidum subsp. durum (durum wheat), 966 nucleotides. NCBI's taxonomy places the organism in Eukaryota, Viridiplantae, Streptophyta, Magnoliopsida, Poales, Poaceae. The record is from the annotation of a GenBank genome assembly.